AUGAACAGCCUAAAUGCUCCCAUGAAAUGGCACAGGGUUGCAGAUUGGAACAAAAAUGAACUCGCUUCUCAACGUGGCUCAGUGAACAUCACUGAGCUGAACGUGCUGCAGCUAGAAAUACUCAAGAACCAGCUGGACCAGGAAGUGAAGUUCUCGUCCACAUCCAUCACCCAGCCCAGGGUGGUACAGACCAAGUAUGUGGAAGCCAAGGAAUGUCUGAACAUGCUGAAUAAGAAUAAAGGGAAAGAAUUAUUCAUCCCAUUGACGAGUUCUACGUAUGUCUCUGGGAAACUACAUGAUGUAGCACAUGUACUCAUCGAUGUGGCAACAGGCUACUAUGUAGAAAAGACAGCUGAAGAUGCCAAGGACUUUUUCAAGAAGAUAGACUUCCUCAACAGGCAAAUGGAGAAAAUCCAGCCAGCUCUGCAGCAGAAGCAUGGCAUGAAACAGGUUGUCAUGAAGAUAAUGAGCCAGAAGAUUCAGCAGCUCACAGCUCUGGGGGCAACUCAGACUACUGCCAAAGCCUGA
Ailuropoda melanoleuca (giant panda) is the source of this 528-nucleotide messenger RNA. RefSeq names its product prefoldin subunit 5-like. The coding region runs from base 1 to 528 and encodes 175 amino acids. Gene Ontology annotation, cellular component: cytoplasm; prefoldin complex. The record is from RefSeq and is a predicted model, not a curated record. The transcript has 2 exons. Gene Ontology annotation, biological process: RNA polymerase III assembly; RNA polymerase I assembly; RNA polymerase II core complex assembly. NCBI's taxonomy places the organism in Eukaryota, Metazoa, Chordata, Mammalia, Carnivora, Ursidae.